Messenger RNA from Macrosiphum euphorbiae (potato aphid), 137 nucleotides. The record is from the annotation of a GenBank genome assembly. NCBI's taxonomy places the organism in Eukaryota, Metazoa, Arthropoda, Insecta, Hemiptera, Aphididae.
UUCCACUACAACACAACACAAUGGAAGCAUUGCCAGCCUCAUCACAUUCAAGUACACCCACAUCAUUAAAAUUAUCUACCUUGUCAACCGUCAAGCUCCAUCCACCAACAACAGAAGAAGCACCUCCAACAUCAUAA